This is a messenger RNA of Folsomia candida, 6488 nucleotides long. RefSeq lists its product as uncharacterized. Bases 813 to 5660 code for a protein of 1615 amino acids. Lineage: Eukaryota; Metazoa; Arthropoda; Collembola; Entomobryomorpha; Isotomidae. The transcript has 9 exons. The record is from RefSeq and is a predicted model, not a curated record.
UGGCUCACGGUCAAUACUCAUGGUUGUCGAUCAAACUUUCAAACUUCACUGGAAAAGUUUCCUACUGUCUAAUUCAGCAAAUAAUACGAAGGCAUUUCAAUGUUGGCGAUAUGUAUAUCUUGGAUGAGUCGAUCCAGUAUUUGGGCAGUUGGAUCGUAUAACAGUUCUUCCUUUGCAUACAUACAUAUGUACAUAUACACACAUUAUGUACUUGCAUAUGCGCUUAUUUCCUCGUCAUUCGCUCGUUGGCUCGCAAAAUACGAAUAGCCAAUGAACCAUCAAUUUACUCAAAAUACAUUGUAGGGCUGAUAGUGUAGUCAUAUGCAGUAAAGGAAUUUCAAUCCAAAGUAAUGUUGAGCAGAAAUUGCUUUCACUCUUUCCCACUGCUGCUUUCACCUCAAUAACAAAUUCCAUCAGCUACCCGUCGUCCUGUGUCAUGAUAUAUGAUAACUGCUUUAGCAAAAGCAUGGGAAGCGCAUUUGACGCUCGAUGGAACGGACACAUUAUUAUUAUAUUAUUAUCGAGAAAGAGAGUGAGACAAGAAACCCAAGGUUUUGCAGGGAAACAGACUUGUCCUCAGUUGUAACGUCGCCUUUUUGUCGCAAAGUUAUCAUUUUGUACGCGUGGUGGUAGCAAUACUCAUUUUUUAUAUAAAUAUCAUUAAUUACAGUUUGAAUAAUGACUAAAUUAUUUAAUUUUAUUGUUUUACAUUUAAGUUAACAAUUGUACAAAGUAAUAUUUUGUAUAAUUAACCUUAUUUAAUAGAUACAUUAUCAGAGCUUUCACAAAAUACCACUAGUUCAAAAAUAGAGAUGAGUAGGCCACCAACAUUCGUGGAAUGUUCUGUUUGUGGUCGUGAAUUUGGUUCAAAAAGUAUAAUAAUUCAUGAACCCCAGUGCCUUCAAAAGCUGAGACGUACCGAGAUCAAGGACAACGAGCCAAUAAACGGAAGAAAGAGACGGAAGAAGAAAACGUCACCAAGAAGCCAAGAACCUCACACAUCCGCUAUAGAAACCAGUAGCGCGUUGAAAAAUAACUUGGUCACGCUACCAAAAAUCCAAAAUAACUUUAUAAUUUAUCCCAGAACCACGACACAAAGACCAACGACAGUCACCUUAGAUCGUCCACGAGUUCUAAAUCCAGAGUACCGACACUAUGACAUGUCACUAACGCGGAUUGACUUUACAUCGUCGCCAACACUGCCAGGAAUGGACGAUAAUCACAAUAACACCAAUAGCAGAAGUUCACAGAUCGAUACCACCACGAAUCGAUCGCCAUUUAUUCUUCCAGUGAUGAAUGUGGCCCAGACCCCUGGCAGUACCACUGCCACCGAUUCUUACAGUCCAACGUGGCGACGUAGUCAACACACCAUGUACAAAACUGAUGGACCUCAUGGUGCACCCAUCAAGCCACUUCCAUCGUCAGGAAUUUUGCACACUACAAGUAUAACGGACGCGUUACUGGGAGAACCUCUUAAUCGUUCAACGCCACCCAUCAUGCACAUGGGUCACGGUCUUGGUCCGGAAUCGCCCCCUCUCUACUCUAGACAAACAGCCUUCUGUGAUUGUGAUUGUGGUGAUCACCUCUGUGUUCCAAAAAUGAACCUUCUACAAACCUUGCAAACCUGUUGUUUUCGUGUUGAGAUUGAAUCUCAGAUCACAAACUCGAUUCCUCCUGACCAACCGAAUAACCUUUUUUACCCUUCCUGUUGUUGUCGGUGUUUCUCCUGCCCAGAUAAUAAAGUGACUCCUUCAUCCGUUGACAAAAUCCCUCCUGGAGACCUCCCAUUCCUUCCUUCCUCCUCCGACUCCUUGCACACAGCCGCCGAGAAAGAAGGAGGGUCAGUAGAACAUGAACCAAAUUCCAAACUCGCCAAUAUCCAUAGGACUCAGUCUUCUCGGCCACACAAGGACGAACUUCUGACUGCCACCACUUCCACAACCAACUCCUCGGUAGAACAAUUUGAUGAGGCGCAACAUAAAAUAGACACCUCUGAGCAAAAUUGUGGAAAGCAUUAUGACUUUCAUUGGCAAGAGGAUAGCGAACCGCAGGUUGUUCACGAAGAAAGUACGGGAUUGAGAUUGGACAAGGGCCAAGGAUUGAACUGCGAUAAUCCUGUUUCGUGGGACGAUGGAAAAUAUGAUGUCACAAAUAAAGAGCCAGAAAAGAAAAUAUCCCAGUGUGCAGAUUUGAAGAACAGCGUGUCUGUGAUUUACUUUAAUCAAACGAACAAACCCAAUGAACUCGAUGCCACUGGAUCAGAGUCUGAAACAUCUUUGUCUGAUGAUGAUGAUGAUUUCACGGAAAUGGAGUUGGGACGACCCAAAUCUCUAAUCAUUCGUGAAAUUAACGAGGAUGGAGAAGCUCUCAACGAAACUGAGACAGUGACCGCAAACGACAAGGACAACGCAUCGAAUUUUCCAAUAAAUGUAACCGAUACAUCCGCCCCACAAGACACUCAGGUAACUGGAGUAAUUACUCCAGUAAUUCAUGGGGUCACGACAGUUUUCAACAACCUGGUCGGCUGCUUCUUCACUGGGGACAAGGUUCUUGAGCCCACUAAUGUCAAUAUCAAUGCCAAUGUAGACGAGAAUCGCACAGUCAAAGACUUGGAACAGAAAAAUAUCACAAUUCCUGAAAAAGUUGAUAGUCUGCCCAUGAACAUCAUAACCGAAACGGCUGACAACGCCCCUCAUCUUUUACGUGGUUCAGAGAAAGUCGAGUCGAAUAUUAUUUCAGUCGAGAAGCUAAAAUCAGGACAUAAAAGCAUAACGUUCAAUUUGGAGCCUAGAAUCUGUCAUUAUCAAUCCGAGGAUAAUGAAGACAUAGAAAUUGCUAAGGCAGACGUGGACAAGCCCAACAACAACGCGUCUAUUAUCAGUGCGACGGAAAUUAAAACUUUGCCAUCUGAAGUGCAGAUCAAAUCCAUCUCACCAAAAAGUAGUUCUUGUUGCAUUAAUGUCAACCAAGUGGUUUCAAGUUGUACACUGCUACGCAAUAAGUCAAAGAUACAGACUGUCAACAAAAAACUCGAAACUUGUGAAUCUGAGACUACUGAACGACAUCCUUUAAGUUCGCUGAUGCUUGAAAACACUCCACCACAAAACCAAGAGCAAAGGAGUUCAACAGAUUACGAAGGAGGCGAAGGGAGCAUGGGUUCCAGUUUUGGAAAUGACACUGAACUUGAGUACUCCAGCUCAACUGAGACGGUUGUUGACGCUUUGGAAGCUAAUGGAAUGACGCUACUAAACCAAUCUCCAGUCGAAAUCGAAACCAAAGUGGAAUUUGGGGGGCCACCGCUUGAAAAUAUUUCCAAGAAUUCUUUGGAGAAAGUGAGCAUAUGUUUGAACCAGCAUCGAUGGGACAGAGACCAGCCAAAUGUUUUAUUCGGCGAGGCGCGAGAACCCCACAGAAAAUCCAUAAACACUAAAACAACUAAAGCACCUCAAGGGGAAGGUUUCAAUUUGCAUGAUGGUGUUUCCGUAUGGGAGGGGGCACAAAUUAAUAAUUCUGAUGACGAUGAGAAUGACUUGGAAUUAGACCCAAUACCACAAUCACAACACAGACAACAACAACUACAUUCAAGAGCUGAAGCAUUUGUUCGAAAUUUCGCCCAGUUUGAAUCCGGCUCCAUUGCAAACAACAAUAACUUAAUGAACCCUCGUGCAAGAUCUUCGGACGCCCAACCAAUUUUAGUGCAACAAGCCUUGAACAUCAAUCCGGCUCUAAUCAAGCCUAAGCCAACCAAGAAGAAAAAGAAACAAGGGCAACACGAAAAAAAAGUCAAUCAACUUCUUCACUCUUUGGUACGUUUACAUGAUCUCCAUUCUAGCAAAGAAUUCGAGGUGGCGUAUACUGUCGCUCUAUCUCACGCACUGAUGGAUGCCAACACUGACCGUCCUCGUACGUCUCCCGCUGCUCCCACUUCGACACCGUACGAGAAUGACCCGCCUAAUUUGUUCACUCCUUGGCCUAAACCGUCAUCCACAGUUCGACCACGAACUGCUAUUGAAAGUCCACUUCAGACCCCAUCGGAAGCAAGUAUGCAAGAGUCUGAGUUGUCAUCUUCCGAAUGGGAACGUUACCAGUACGAUAACUACAUGUCCACACAGCUUCCUCCAUUCUAUAUGAACUCGAGAAACCAAUUUGUUCCACAUUCAACUGCUCCAAAGAGAAGGAAAUCGUCAUAUGAGAAGAAACAGAAGGGGAGAUCUUUAGGUUCUCAACAGGCUGCUGCAGAGCGUCUCGCUAAGCCAAAAUGGGUUACCGCAGCUUACGCCUCAAGUGAAAUUAAUCUUAGUCGCUCGAAUUCUGCUGCCUCAAAUUACUCGACAAAAAGUUUCACCAAGUCUCAGCCCAAGCUGCAUCAUCGACCUGAAUGCAAAAGUGCUAUAAUGGGUACACAAACGCCUAGUGUUCAACAACGUCUGCUGACACCCACAAAAUUUAGGCGUCAUGUUAAUAGUACGGUUGAACAGACACAGAAAAAAAUCAUCCAGUCAGCAAAGUCGGGAUUACUCCCUUUGGUUCAAAGACCAAAGAUUGAAGUAGAAACGCAGACAUUUAAGAAAGUUUCCAAACAAGAAAAAACCAAGAAGGGGAAAAUGUUUGUUCCUAAAAGUAAAGAGAUUUCAGUAUCCUCGGACGAAGGUCAAAGGAGUACUUCCGCUCAAGUUCGUCCAGAAUCGCGACGAAUAAAGAAUGCAGUGGAGAAAUAUGUUGCGAGCUCAGAUAGGAACGAAAAGUUGAAACCACAUGCAUCUGAAUCCUGGGAGGAUAAGUACUUUUCCACCAGCGUUUCCCAAAGUCAACUAAAGCUAAAAAAGGUGAAAGUGACCACAUCCCAAGAGGCAGACCAUAUUGAUCUCUCCUACCGAAUUAAACCUACUUCAUCCGCGCGAAAUACUCGUUACGAGGUGUCCACACCAACAGAACACGGUCUUCCAAACACCCAAGAAAAGUGCGACCAGGACCAAAAAAGCUAUAUUGAAUUUUCAAACAUUGCCCUGAUUAUUCCAAAAACACCGUCAGUGGGCAAGGAUUACAUUGAUUUAAACAUUGUCGUUCGGAGAAAGGCUGGUGACGGGACAUUUCCUCAUUUGGUAGACGUCGUGUCUGAAAUAAGUCCGGACAACUUUUACCUCAUCAUCGACGAGAGCGAAGAGUUUGUCUCUGGUGAGAGUCAACUGCUCGAUGAAGGAUCGGCCGAACAGCAUGAAGUCGACAAGUCCCUGACCCCUGAGAGACCUUAUGAUUUCCUUAUUUCCUUGUCUUCCCCUCUGUUGGAACAAACCGAAAAGAGAUUCCAAGUCAGAAAUUUUGGGAAGAUUCCUAUCGAAAACUUGCAAAAUCUUGUGAAAAAUAACUCCAUUCCAACCUUUCAGCCCGAAACUAUGACGGAGAAGGAGAAUGUCACAUUUCUUCGGAAUGAAGUAAAUUACAGACAGCGUGGUCGCAGUCGGAGUCUGUCACGCUCGAAGGUAUUAAAGCAAAUUAGGAGUCUGAAAUCGGUGGAUAUGGACACGCUGGGGCUAACUUGCUUGGCGACAGAAGAUCUGAAGCAGUCUCCCAGCCAAGAAAUUAUAAAUGCCAACUACGAUGACGACGAAGAAGGAGAAACGGACGAUAAGGUUGACCAAUUGAUGGCUCAGCUUUUGUGAAAGAAAAAAUUGCACAUUGUAAUAUGCAAUAUGCUUCCAUUUCAAAUUCAAAUGGCUUGCAAAAUUUAUUGUACUACUGGAAUGAGUUUCCUACAUUUUUGUAUGUAAUUAAAUUUGAAGUAGACUUGCAAAACUUGCAUAUAACCUUAUUGACAUUUUCUGCAAUGAUUUCUACAUAUUCCAAACGCGAGUAUAUGAACAUACACUUGAGCACAAUUAAGAAAUACAACUUAAAUUUUAGGACAAAAAGAUACUAUCAAUUAUUGGUAAGAGGGGAUCAUAUUUCGAGGCAUUAUCCAUCUACAUAUUUAUGUAGCUGCAUGAUAGGGUUUAAUAUACGCUAGUUAGCCACUUAUUAGCCAAUUUUACAACAUAUCUCUGUAGUCAGACCAAGGUAAUUGUAGUUAUGUACAUACAUAUGGCUCUGUCGCUACCUUAAACAUGCCUGUAGAUACGUGUAAUUUGACACUCACUUAUUCAUCGUAAGACCUCAUUAAACCUUACGGUUGUCUAGCAACUUUGGACAUAAGUAUUACCAAAACAAUACACUAAUGAAAACUAAAAAUACUUUAUACGUGUUGUAUGCCGGGUUUAAUGCCUGAAGUUAGCAAAAUUGCGAGUACUCUAAAUUCGAAAUCUUUAUGCAAAAUUUGAAAUAUAUUCGACUUUGAAAACAAUUAAAAUCAUGGGGAAUACUCACGUUGGAUUUUACAAAAUAUCGUAUGUUGCAGAUCGUAAUUUGAUACUAAUAUGUAAAUGAAUCUGCAUAUGAAUGGGAGUGUGCCAUGAUUUUUAUAUUUUACGCUACAGUGGGGAGGACAUCAAUGA